Pteropus alecto (black flying fox) is the source of this 3472-nucleotide messenger RNA. RefSeq names its product potassium voltage-gated channel subfamily A member 4 (gene KCNA4). Gene Ontology annotation, biological process: potassium ion transmembrane transport; protein homooligomerization. The record is from RefSeq and is a predicted model, not a curated record. The coding region runs from base 1207 to 3165 and encodes 652 amino acids. Gene Ontology annotation, molecular function: potassium ion binding; protein binding; delayed rectifier potassium channel activity. The transcript has 2 exons. Lineage: Eukaryota; Metazoa; Chordata; Mammalia; Chiroptera; Pteropodidae. Gene Ontology annotation, cellular component: membrane; voltage-gated potassium channel complex.
GUUCCCGGCCAGGGGAGGCGUGUGCUGCUUCUGCAGCCAGCCAGAGAGGGAGAGGGAUGGAUGUUGGAGGAGGAAUUCGGGCUUAACAAGUGAUUGCUGCUGUCUAGGAUUUUGUUUCUUCUUCUGGGGAACCUUGACUUCCUUUUCCAGUCGAGCGCUUCUGUGCUGAACUCCAGAGGAACCAGGAGCCUUGGGGGUCUUCCCUGGGGCGGCCCCUAUUCCCACCCCUGGGCUCCAGAAGCUAGGACUCUGCUCCUCUGGCCAGGCAACAGAACUUGUUCCGUGGAUAUUUUGGAGCCUCCACCUGCCACACAGGCGUGAUUCCUUCUACCCUCAAGAUCAUUCUUCCCCUCCUCCAGCUGUUGCAGCUUGAGAGUGGAAAAUAAAAACCAACCGGGGGAUUUUCUUUAUUUUUAUUUUGCACCCCUCCUGGGAACGGUGAAGUGCUUCUGCAUGAUUUUAGCUGAAGGAUGUUCUGCAUUUCCUUGAUUUCUAUGGAGACCUCAAAGCUGGGUUUGCCCCUGCUGACACCUCAUCUUGCACAUUCUCUACCUCCCAAGGUCUUUGCCUCUGUCGAUAGCUUGGCAUUGCCCCUGGGUCCAGGAAGCUUGUGAUGAACUUAAGGGUCAAGAGCCUGGAGAAUCAUCCUGAUAGGCCUGAGCGGCGAUGGCUGGACAUACUUCGAGUCUCAUGUUAACAUGGGUCAAGCUGUCACUAGAAGGCAAGUGCUCAGACUAAAGGCUUAUUUGCAUUUUAUUUAAAUUUGAUGGACUGAGCUUUGGACAGUUUCCACGGCAGAAAAAUGUAUUCCAUUUUCUAGGCACAACUGCUGGCUGCCAGAUACUUGCUGCCUUUAAAUCUUGCAGCAUCGGCAUCGACCACAUCCUAAACGUAGUUCCACAUUUGAACAUCUGUCCCAAAACAGGUGUCUGGGAGACCCCAGCAUUUUCUGACUUAGGCUUGAGUGUGCUAGACUGUUUAUCUAGACCAGCCCAGCUCUUCAGAGCAACGUUGAAUCUCUGGGAAGAGAGAGCAUGGGGCGUGCUGAUUUAAAAACAGAAAAUGCAAAGUUGGACUGAAAAUAUCCUUAGUCUUCCAAGCAAUCUGCUUAAGGGUUCCAAACUUACCUUAAUUUGGUGAGAAAAGAAGCUGCCCUAUUUUUCUUUCUUCUACAACUGGAACCAGCCAUUUCCCAAAACCACCACCAUGGAGGUUGCAAUGGUGAGUGCGGAGAGCUCAGGGUGCAACAGUCACAUGCCUUAUGGUUAUGCAGCCCAGGCCCGGGCCCGGGAGCGGGAGAGGCUGGCUCACUCCAGGGCAGCGGCGGCUGCCGCUGUCGCAGCCGCCACGGCUGCUGUGGAAGGCAGCGGGGGUUCUGGAGGGGGCUCCCACCACCACCACCAAUCUCGGGGAUCCUGCACCUCCCACGACCCUCAGAGCAGCCGGGGUAGUCGGAGGAGGCGGCGACAGAGGCCUGAGAAGAAGAAAGUCCACCACCGUCCCAGCAGCUUUCCUCAUUGCUCCGACCUGAUGCCCAGUGGCUCUGAGGAGAAGAUCCUGAGAGAACUGAGUGAGGACGAGGGAGAGGAGGAGGAAGAUGAGGAGGAGGAAGAAGGGAGGUUUUACUACAGCGAAGAUGACCACGGCGAUGAGUGUUCCUACACAGACCUGCUGCCUCAGGACGACGGGGGUGGUGGCUACAGCUCGGUCCGCUACAGUGACUGUUGUGAACGUGUGGUGAUAAAUGUUUCAGGCCUGCGCUUUGAGACCCAGAUGAAAACUCUGGCCCAGUUUCCAGAGACCUUGUUGGGGGACCCUGAGAAGAGGACUCAGUACUUUGACCCUUUGCGUAACGAGUAUUUCUUUGACAGGAACAGGCCCAGCUUUGAUGCCAUCUUAUAUUAUUACCAGUCAGGAGGCCGCCUGAAGAGGCCCGUCAACGUCCCCUUUGAUAUCUUCACUGAGGAGGUGAAGUUCUAUCAGUUGGGAGAGGAGGCCUUGCUCAAGUUUCGGGAGGAUGAGGGCUUUGUGAGAGAGGAGGAAGACAGGGCCUUGCCAGAGAAUGAAUUUAAAAAGCAAAUUUGGCUUCUCUUUGAGUAUCCGGAGAGCUCCAGUCCAGCAAGGGGCAUAGCCAUCGUCUCUGUCUUGGUCAUCUUAAUCUCCAUUGUCAUUUUCUGCCUGGAAACCUUGCCUGAGUUUAGGGACGACAGGGACCUCAUCAUGGCACUGAGUGCGGGCGGGCACAGUGGGCUGCUGAACAACACCUCGGCGCCCCACCCGGAGAACUCAGGGCACACCAUAUUCAACGACCCCUUCUUCAUCGUGGAGACAGUCUGUAUUGUUUGGUUUUCCUUUGAGUUUGUGGUUCGCUGUUUUGCUUGUCCCAGCCAAGCGCUCUUCUUCAAAAACAUCAUGAACAUCAUUGACAUUGUCUCCAUUUUGCCUUACUUCAUUACACUGGGCACCGAUCUGGCCCAGCAACAGGGGGGCGGCAACGGUCAGCAGCAGCAGGCCAUGUCCUUUGCCAUCCUCAGGAUCAUUCGUUUGGUCCGAGUAUUCCGGAUCUUCAAACUCUCCAGGCACUCCAAAGGCCUGCAGAUCCUGGGCCACACCCUAAGAGCCAGCAUGCGGGAACUGGGCCUUCUGAUCUUCUUCCUCUUCAUUGGGGUCAUCCUGUUUUCCAGUGCUGUGUAUUUUGCGGAGGCGGAUGAACCUACGACCCACUUCCAAAGCAUCCCAGAUGCGUUUUGGUGGGCUGUGGUGACCAUGACAACUGUGGGCUAUGGGGACAUGAAGCCCAUCACUGUGGGGGGCAAGAUCGUGGGGUCCCUGUGUGCCAUUGCGGGUGUCUUAACCAUUGCUUUGCCAGUGCCAGUGAUUGUCUCUAACUUUAACUAUUUCUACCACAGAGAGACUGAAAAUGAGGAACAGACACAGCUGACACAGAACGCAGUCAGUUGCCCAUACCUCCCUUCUAAUUUGCUGAAGAAAUUUCGGAGCUCUACUUCUUCUUCCCUGGGGGACAAGUCAGAGUAUCUAGAGAUGGAAGAAGGAGUUAAGGAAUCUCUCUGUGCAAAGGAGGAGAAGUGUCAGGGGAAGGGGGAUGACAGUGAGACAGAUAAAAACAACUGUUCUAACGUGAAGGCUGUGGAGACCGAUGUGUGAAUCUCGUUCUCCACCUGCCACUGCCCCCUCGCCCCGAACCCCAGCAUCUCCAAAUAUAUUUAUGCAUAGAGAGUGCAGUUACGAAAAUGAAAUAUGCAAGUGAAUCCAAUGCAUACAGUAGUACACCAUUUAAUGGUUAUACGUGACAUAAUUGUUACUAAACUUGUAUUACAUAUCAAAUAAAUGAUACAUCUUGGAAAGAGGGAGGCUUAAAUAGGAACAAAUUGAUCUUUAUAUUUUUUAUUAGAAUGCAAGAAUUUUGCACAUUAACUGGAAAAGAAGUUAAAAGUAAAGAUGGUUUCAUGGA